AUGUUAGGUUUGACUGUGGGUGAUGCUUUGGGUGCUCACGUUGAAUUUAGACCUUACAGCUAUUUGGCUGCUAAUCCAGUGACAAAGUUAGUAGGAGGAGGAACAUGGAGUCUACGAAAAGGACAGUUUACUGAUGACACUUCCAUGGCACUUUGUUUAGCAAAUUCACUAAUUGCUUGUCAAGAAUUUGUUCCAUACGAUCAAUUAGUUCGCUACAAAUGGUGGUAUCGACAUGGAUAUAUGUCAUCGACCGGUUAUUGUUUUGACAUUGGUACGACCACUCGAGAUUCUAUCCAAGAAUUUGAAAAACGUCAAAGGAAGUUUGCACAUGAUUAUAAAAUUCCUUCAGAUGAAAUUGAUUCUCUAUCUGAUCAAGAUCUUCUUCAAGCAUUCGAUGUGAAUUGCAGCAAAGAGGGUGCAGCUGGUAACGGAGCGAUAAUGCGUCUCGCACCUGUACCACUCUUCUUUUAUCGACAUCCAACAAUGGCUGUCGAGUAUUCCGGCAUUAGUGGUAAAAUCACCCAUGGAGAUAAGAAAGUUUAUGAUGCAUGCCGUUAUUAUGGAGCUCUCAUCGUAGCUGCUCUUAAUGGUGCAACAAAAAACCAAUUAACUAGCAACACAUUUUAUGAUGAUCAUCUGGAAUGGUUUGACAAUAUAAGCUUACAUCCUGACAUCCUAACGAUUGCUCAAGGAUCAUACAAAAAGCCAGGCGGUUAUAAAGAUGGAAUUCGAGGUAAAGGAUAUAUUGUUAAUGCUCUAGAAGCUGCACUAUGGGCCUUUUGGAGUGAUGAUGACUCGUUCGAGAAAGGUGCACUUAAAGCUGUUAAUCUAGGCGACGAUACAGAUACAACAGCAGCUAUCUAUGGUCAAUUGGCCGGUGCUCAUUACGGCUACAAAACUGGAUCGCCUACGAAGGAGAAAAAUGGUUUAGAAAUUUAA
Molecule: messenger RNA, 939 nt
Organism: Rotaria sp. Silwood1
Lineage: Eukaryota; Metazoa; Rotifera; Eurotatoria; Philodinida; Philodinidae
Source: the annotation of a GenBank genome assembly